Messenger RNA from Aedes albopictus (Asian tiger mosquito), 1083 nucleotides. RefSeq lists its product as uncharacterized. The coding region runs from base 1 to 1083 and encodes 360 amino acids. The record is from RefSeq and is a predicted model, not a curated record. The transcript has a single exon. Gene Ontology annotation, molecular function: nucleic acid binding. Gene Ontology annotation, biological process: DNA integration. Lineage: Eukaryota; Metazoa; Arthropoda; Insecta; Diptera; Culicidae.
AUGGCUCCGCUACCCCCAGCGCGGCUGGCACACCACGAACGAGCUUUUACGUACACUGGGGUAGACUACUUCGGACCACUGCUGGUGAAGCUGGGAAGGUCCAACGUCAAACGGUGGGUUGCGUUAUUCACUUGUUUAACGGUGCGAGCUGUCCACCUCGAAAUUGCCUACACGUUGUCCACUGAGUCCUGUAUAUCCUGUGUACGCCGCUUCGUAGCUCGUCGAGGGCCGCCCGCUGAAUUUAUCAGCGACAAUGGAACAAACUUUCAAGGUGCUGAACGAGUGUUGCGGUAUCAAAUAGGCCAGGGACUGUCCGCAACGUUUACUGGAAUCGAUACAAAGUGGAGCUUCAUCCCACCUGGAGCGCCCCACAUGGGAGGCGCCUGGGAGCGCCUAGUGCAAUCUGUAAAAUUGGCAAUGAAUGAAGCGUAUACUGAAGGAAAGCUCGACGACGAGGGGCUGCAGACGCUGGUCGUGGAGGCAGAGAGGGUUGUGAACUCAAGGCCAUUGACGUAUUUACCGCUUGAAUCCGAAGAAGCAGAGGCACUCACACCGAACCACUUUCUACUGCUGAGCUCAAACGGAGUGAAGUUGGCAAGCGAAGACACCGCAGGAACACCAUGCAGCGAACUACAUCGUCGUGAAAUCCUGGGGAAGUCAUAUGAGUUGAUCCAACGUCAGCUGGAGGCCUUCUGGAAACGCUGGUUAACCGAAUACCUGCCGGUAAUCCGUCGACAAGCGAAAUGGUUCGACGAAGUUCCGGCCUUGCAACCAGGGGACCUAGUAAUGGUUGUAGAGCCAACAAAGCGUUAUGGAUGGGAAAGAGGACGAGUGGUUCGUACGAUAACUAAUCCGGAUGGCCGGAACCGACGUGCUAUCGUAAAGAUUGGUGAGAAGCAUCUGAUAAGGCCGGUGUCACGGUUGGCACUGCUUGACCUGAAUCAGUUUCGUGAGACUCCGGAAGAUUCCGGACCACACCGAGGGGAGACUGUCAACGCAGAAGUGGCCAAGCUGGCAACCCUGCCACCUAUCACUCCUGACGCGUUGCGUUUUAAAGUCGAGGCGUCGCGGCAAGACGUGUGA